GCGACUUUUGCAGAAAACAACCAGUGUCUGCCUUCCUGAUUGGGGAAGGUCAUUCCACAGCCUGGAGACAAGAGCAGAGAAGAGUCAGGGAUGCAAGGGGCAGUGGGAGGAUGUCUUAAGAGAUCGGGCAGCCAGAUGACAACAAGAGACUGAAACCUGUCUGGUUUUAAUGUACGCACUAAAAGCGUCUGUGUUAAAGAAAUUUGUACAGAGUACAUUUAAGUCACAAUUUGACGCUUGUGUACUCUGUUAGAGUUUAAUUAACGCUAGACAUUAAUGUAUAUGGUGAAACCAUUGUCUGAAGAUAGGAAGGAACUGUGUCAUUUACAGUUUGGAAUGCCACAGAAUGUUACAGAAAUUUUAAUUGAAUGUAGGCAGCUACUGGAAGUUGAUCAAAAGUGGCCUGAAGACCAGGCAAGCAGCAGGAUUCUGGACCAGUUUCAGUAGCCUGAUGGCACAGGACAGAAAGCUGGCCAGCAAUGCAUUUGCAAUUGUCCAAGCAAGAAAUUAGGAGUGCUUCAACAAGUAACCAAGUGGGCUGUUGGGUGAGGAGGGGCAGAUUGUUCUGAUGUUUGAACAGAGAACCUGCAGGGUCAUUGCAGUGUGUUUUAAGAAGCUUAGCUGGUCAUCCAGGGUCACACCAAGUUUCUUAGCUGAGCAGGAGGGAGACACUGGGGAGCUAUCAGUAGUAAUUGAGGCAUCAAUCCACUGGGAAAACUUUGCCAGGAGGAACAAGACUUCUGUCUCACCCAGGGUGAGCUUCAAGUGAUGGAUGGACAUUCAGGCUACAAUGUCCGUUAGGUGUGCAAAGGUAUGGGCUGAACUUGUCUGAGGAGAAAAAUGAGUAAAAGCGUUGAGUAUUAUAGAGUUGAGCAUAGCAAUGAUUUGACUGGGCCAAGUUAUAGCUGUAAAAACAGAGGAAGAAAUGACCAAGCACCAAGCCCUGCUGUGGGCUAGUCUGGAUAUACCAUCAGGAUGGCUUGGGUGCGCAAGGAAAAAUAAAAAUAUAAUGGGAAAUUGUGAUGAGUAAUUCACAAAUCUUUCAAAUGAAUGAACUGAUUUUCUGCUGUUUGCAGGCAGUUUACAUUCUGCACAGCAGAAUAGUUAGGCUGUCACAGAUAUAUAUGCAGUAUAAAGCUAAAUCCUGUUGACCUUUUAAAUUUCCUGUAAUACUAUAGCCGGCUAUUUAAGAAAAGUUAUUUCACAAAAACCUCAAUAGCCUGUACUCAGUCAUAGUGGGGGGGAAUAGUGGAAUUGACUACCCAGGGACCCGGCAGGGAGGAAAAGUGGGGUGGGUGUCUCAAGAGGCCUGGACUAAGGGGAAGGUGGCCCACAGAGACUGUAUUUGCACAGGGCCCAGAAUUCCAUGCUACACCUCUUCCUGUAUCACCCCUCCUUCUUUAGCCUAAAUAAACAAAUUAAGGCUAAAUUGAUACUGGUAGUAUUUGCAUUUGGAGUGUUACCAGACAAGUACACAUUGAAGGGUCCAAAUACUGUGAGGUUAUGGGUGUUUUUUUUUUUUUUUUUUUUUUUUUUUGUUUUUUAUUCACCUGAGACCGCCUUCUGCUGUGCACGAGCCAGUGAUAUUCUCAACGGCAAUCUGAGACAAGAGCGCGGGAAACGUCUUCACAAUCAGCGGUCUCGAGAUUAGAACUCAAUGCAAUCUAGCUAAUCCUGAGGAGACGCGAGAACGUUGCAACACUCAUCCAAGAUUAUGGAUACAACACGGGGUCUAAAGGAAAAGCCCAGGUUUGCCUCCCCAGUUGCUCGAAGUGGGCAGAAUGAAGGAGAGAGGAAGAACCAGAUCCAAAAAGAGGAAAUGAUCAAAAAAACAAAAGAAAGGGAAGAGAAAGAAGGUCCAGAGGGAGAAAGAGAAUCUUUUCAUGCCUCAGGAAAAAAAGAGUUUGAAACGGGAGAGGUUUUGGAAUGCAGUGAAAAAUCAGAGAUAGGCAAGGGUAAUAGAAGCACAGGUGUAGAGCCAAAACAAACAAAGAUCUUAAAAUCAGAGAAGAAAAAUCUGUCUGCAAAAGAGGUGAAAGGUGGAAAGUUUACCAAAGCUAAAAGAAAGAGAACCAUAGGGUGUGUUGCGCCAGAUGAAAAUCUGGAAGCAGAAGAUGCAGAGUCAGGGGUCGUGCAGGGAGAUGGAGGGGGCGUGGCUGAAUGUAGGGAGCAGGAGGCCGACACAGGGAACUUGCUGGAGGAAAAGAAACCCAUGCUGUCAGGAGGAGCCCAAAGCUCAACAUCAGUGGGGAAGAAAAGCAAAACCAAGAAGAAGGAUUUGGGGGUAGAAGUGCAGGAGGAGGAAGGGAUUAAGAAAAACAAGAGCAAGAGUAUGAGAGCAGAAGGAGGAGAUAAGGAGAAGCGGAGAGGGAACAGUGUGGAGUCCAAGCAGAAAGCCAGCCAGGGAGCUACGACAGGGCUAGGGAAGGCCAGGGUGCAAAGUGUCAUCAAGAGCCAGGAGCCCCAGCCCAUCAGCUCCCUGCUGUCUGACAGCCAGUACAAUGAGAUCUUCGAAAGUGUGCUGGACUCCUCACUGGAACACUGUCUGGAGGAUGCCAGGGCAGUGCUGAGUGAAGUGGAGUUGUUGCAGGCCAGUAUUGGCAAAAGCUGUGAAAGCAGUGCCAUUGGUGGAAACUGGGAGGGAGAGCUUGAAUCGAGCCAAUCCGGCAGGAGCAGUCGGGGCACUGGUCAGGGAAAGAAAGGAAAACUACAGGAAAAGAGUGUGGAGAAGACCAGUGGCGAGCAAACUGAAGAGUGUGAGCAGGAGCCCAAAAAAAGCAACUGCAAUGGAGAUGAAUAUGACUUGUGGGCCCAGUGCAGCAGGAACAGCUGUAAGAAGUGGAGGAAGCUGAAGUGGCAGGAGGACCUUUCAGUUCUGCCGGCAGACUGGGCCUGCUCCCAGAACACAGACCCCCAGCACAGCAGCUGCGACUGCCCGGAGGAGAACUGGAGCGGCAGUGAGGAGGACCUGGUCCACAGCAGCCUGGUCCCUGGAUCCAUGGUGUGGGCUCAGCAACCCGGCUUCCCCUGGUGGCCAGCGAUGAUUGAGUCUGACCCGGACGCCAAGUCAUCCUUCCUUUUCAAGAACAAGACGGAGAAAUCCCCCUCCAAGUACCACGUGACGUACUUUGGAGAGCCGGCCACCCGCGCGUGGGUGUCUGCCUGCAGGGUGAAGGCCUUCCACGCUCUCUCCGAGGAGGCCGCGUCGAGCAUGGUCAGGCAGCAGAGCUACAAGAAGAUGUUCAGCGUAUCGCUGAACAUGAGCAGACAGGCAGAGAAACUUCCUCUAAAGCGGAGGCUGGCAAAGUUUGGGUUUUUGAGCCGGUACCAGGACAGCAAGGUCUCUGUGGGGGACAACAGCACAGAAAGCAGCGAGGAGUACUCUUGUGAUGAGGAGGAUUUUGCUGGCACAUCUAAGAAAAGAUGCAAGAAAGGAGCAAAGCCAGAAGCUAAAAAGAAGGCGGCCAAACUGCCUUCGAACCAGAAACAGAAUGGCCGAAAUGGACCAAAGCUGAACAGUAAUAAAGAGCUUGGGAAAAAGGAGAAGGGAAAGGAGGAGGAGAAAAAGAAAGCAGCAAAUACACUGUUCCCUGGACCAAAAGAGAAGAAAGCUGCCAGCAAACCAGAGUCAGCGGGGGAGGCCGACUCCCGUGGAAAAGAGCUGGGAGCAGGAGGAGAGCGAGCGGAGAAGAAAGUGCUCACUCCUUCAUUCACCAAGCCGAAGGAUAAGAAAACCACAGACAAACAAGCGCUGCAAGUGGAAAAGCCCCAGCUCAAAGUCAGAGAGCAGACCAUCCCAGGUAUCACUGCUCCCAGAGGUCAGGAGGGGGGAGAGGGAGAGAGGGGCUCGGAAAGUACAGGAGAGGACAGGAAAGCCGGAAAGAUAAAGGAAAAGGAUGAUGGGGUCAAGAGAGAUGUGGAAAAGGAAGGGAGUGGAGAGGAGAGGAAGAACAAAAUACUGCCGGAGGUGAAAAGGGAAGGGAGCGUGACAAAGGAGGACAGAAGAGGGAGCGCCACUGAGGGAGAGAUGAAAGAAGAGAGUGAAGGGGAGGCACUGGAAGAGGAAUGCACGAAGAAGACAGAGAAGAGCGCUGCAUUGGAGGACCUGACCGGCUUUCUGGAGGAUGACAUGGAGAUCCUGAACUGCCAGCAGGAGUUUCUCAAUGAUGUGGGCACUGAGGAGGAAGAGGACGGAGAAGAGUUUAAUUUAAUGCUGUUUAAGGGAGUAAGGGCGACUUACCUUCCUGCUUGACUUAAACGAUAAUAUUUGGCUCUUAAAGAAUGGUUUUAUGCAUUAUUUAUAAUCUGUGUUUUGGCUUGUGACGAGAAAUAAAAUAUUGAGUUACGAAUUGUGAAA
This is a messenger RNA of Anguilla rostrata (American eel), 4357 nucleotides long. RefSeq names its product zinc finger CW-type PWWP domain protein 1-like. Gene Ontology annotation, cellular component: nucleus. Gene Ontology annotation, molecular function: zinc ion binding. NCBI's taxonomy places the organism in Eukaryota, Metazoa, Chordata, Actinopteri, Anguilliformes, Anguillidae. The transcript is spliced from 17 exons. The record is from RefSeq and is a predicted model, not a curated record. The coding region runs from base 1715 to 4252 and encodes 845 amino acids.